Hypoxylon trugodes is the source of this 1014-nucleotide messenger RNA. RefSeq lists its product as uncharacterized. Bases 231 to 893 code for a protein of 220 amino acids. Lineage: Eukaryota; Fungi; Ascomycota; Sordariomycetes; Xylariales; Hypoxylaceae. The record is from RefSeq and is a predicted model, not a curated record. The transcript has a single exon.
ACGCUGCUACUUCUUUCAAAAAACAGUUUAGGGGUAUCGGUAACUUAUAUUUAUCAGAACCGCAUGUCACAGAUUCACAGUAUCAAGUAGGCGAGAUGGUCUCAAUGGCGCUCUUUUAGGGCGAGCGCGCCAGUAUACACCGUCACGGCAUUCCUUUUCGCACUGCUAUCAAGUGGACCAGGCGUCGUCUCCGCCUCAUUUCUGCUGACCUUCGGUUGAGACUCCAAGACAUGACAGAGAGCGCUGCUCGCAGUACUAUUGCUAAUAUGCUAGAGCUCAUUGAUCGUCUCCGGGGGCUAGAAGACUACCUUUUUCCAACGCCCGAGUUUGGCGCCAGCGGAAAAUCACCUUACGAAGAUGAAGUAUCAACUGACGGAGACGAAGAAAUUACUGAAGAGGCCAAGAAGCCAUAUGAACCGACCAUGCUUUGGCACGACAAUAUUUCGCUCGAUAAUAUUCUCGUUGACCAAAAUGGCGUUCUGUGUGGCGUCAUUGACUGGGAUUGUGUUUCUUGCCUUCCCCUCUACGAAGCUUGUCAAUUCCCUGCGUUUUUGCAGCAAGGACAGGAUCGACUCCUCGAGCCUCUUACCCCUUAUACUAUUACUAGAAAACAGCUAGAUGCCAAUAAAGACCUCCCUAGGUAUAACAAAGAAUUAAGGCAACAUCAAUUGACUCAACUACGCCGACUGUUCAUCGCUGAGAUGACGGAUAAAUGCCCCACCUGGGUUGAAAUAUUCCGCAACCGGGUCUACUUAAGGGACUACGAAUGCGCAGUGCAGAAUUGCGAUAAUGAGUUCGCAUACAAGUGUGUAGAAGAAUGGGUAGAUAUGAUGGAGAAAAGGGGAAAGGAUAAUAUGACCGUCGGAAGACUGCACGAUCGCCUUAUGAGAUAAUGCAAAUAUGCUUGAGGGAUUUCACACUCAGGAUGCCCUUACAAUUGAGUAUGUAAUAUAUUGUUCUUAAUUAAAGUAUCCGAAUGAAUUUCAACUAUGAAUACCAACUAUUAAUUCCAGA